Molecule: messenger RNA, 10255 nt
Organism: Astyanax mexicanus (Mexican tetra)
Lineage: Eukaryota; Metazoa; Chordata; Actinopteri; Characiformes; Acestrorhamphidae
Product: trinucleotide repeat containing adaptor 6A
Exons: 25
Coding region: 774-6059 (1761 amino acids)
Biological process (GO): miRNA-mediated post-transcriptional gene silencing; positive regulation of nuclear-transcribed mRNA poly(A) tail shortening
Cellular component (GO): P-body; nucleoplasm
Molecular function (GO): nucleic acid binding
Source: RefSeq, a predicted model, not a curated record
UGCGGGAGCGCGCAGUGAGAGAGAAAAUGUCCGCGCGGGCGGAGCGGUGAUCCUGCAGGAGAGCUAAGCGCGAGCUCGGGUUUAAAGAUCAAUAAUACACUCAUCGCUGAUCCACUGAAGGCCUUUCACCACACUUUACUCAUCGCACUUUAAUCUACACAGAAUUGGAUGCUGUUGCCACCAAAGACCUUGACAGAAGUGACACCGGGAAAACUCAAGGAUCGAAUGGACAAUUAAUGGAAGUAGGAAUGCUGUACAGCUGAAGAACGUUUAGGAAGAGGGGGCUGGUGUUAAGCAGCCCUGCUCUCAGGGGUUCCACCACUCUCCUGCAGCCGUGAGCUCUGGCAGUAAGAUGACACCGCUCCUCCAUUAUCCUCCAGAGGAAUGUAGGUACAGAUCAUGGCUGUAGGAGCAACGGUUGAGGCUGGGAGAGGAAGGAGAAAACUGGUGUUGCUUUAGUCCUGCUUUACUUGAAGAGCCAGAACAUAUCAAGUCCAGUUCCUGCCAGUCUCAAUCUGCCAAUCUAAACAGCAGCACACACUCCGCACCCUGCGCCAUCAGCAAUGCCAAGAGGGCCCAAGCCUGUGGCCUGCCCCAACCCCAGCUCCAUUAACGCACACCACAUCUCUGCCAGCUCACUGGCAUACCGCUGCUAAGUGCGGGCUCCAGUUUGCGGUCCUCUCUACCAUCCUGGGAACUCAAGUGCAGCUUACGUCGUCCAACGUGCCAGGGAAGCGAACCAACCAGCCUUUCCUACAGUGCACCAAUCAGGCAUGGCUCCCAUUCGGGACUCGGUCAGCCACUCCUCUAACCAAACAGGAUUGGAUCACGCUGGUCUGGACACGCAGUAUGAGAAUUCUUCUUGGACCUCUAGCUCACCUUGCAGCAACUCUAACAGCAGCUGGGCCAAAGUCAUUGUAGACGGCUGUGAUAAGGGACCCUGGCCCUCCAUCACUGGUAGCGACCCAGAGUUAGCCUCAGAAUGUAUGGAUGCUGACUCCGCAUCCAGCUCUGGGUCUGAGAAAAACCUCAGUAUGAUGGCGUCUGGAACUGCCAGUGGUGACAACAAUGGCAAUCGACAAGGUUCUCAUUUUUUGGUUACAAAUGGCAGCAAUAACGUUGCUAACGGGAGCUCUAAGGGGCCUUGGGGUGUCUCCAACGGCUCAAUGCUAAGCACAUGUCCAGGCUCUGGGGAGAGUCCCAGUGGCAAGCUGGCAGAAGGUAGUCACGGCAAGAUGAAUGCAUGGGGAUCCCAAGGUUCCUCAACCAAUGGAGGUAUAAAUCCAAGCACUUUGAACCCAAAUGCCAACCAUGGUGCCUGGCCUGUUCUACAGAACACUGGGUCCAACCCCCAUGGGCCUGUAGGCAGUGGGAAUGGGGGCACCACCAUUCAACGAAGCACCAUAGGUCAACCCCCUGGCAUGCAGAGCAUCCACUCUAAGAUGUCCUGGGGUAGCCUGCAGGAAAGCGUUGCAGAAUCUAAAGUCAAUGGUACAAACAAGGUUCUAAGUGGGCAGCCUCAAAACCUUAACACUGAAUUUAAUGGACCAAAUAACACUACUAACACAAUGACCUCUAGUUUACCAAACUCUACAGGUUCCGUGCAUAUGAAUGAACAGCCCCCAGGGCACCGAGCCUGGCCUGUGAGCACAGGGGGCUCCCCUCAGCUCCAAGUAUCUCCAGUCUCUAAUGGCACUUCCAUUUCUCAGCAUAGUAACAGCGAGGGAAUGAACAGCAGCAGCGGGUCUUACGGUACAGUGUGGGGCGCUGCCCCUGGCACUAAUUACUCCGGAGAUAAAUGCCCUGUCCCUAAAGGCCAAGCUGUGGGCGACACUGUGAACGCAACUCUAAUGCAGCCAGGAGCCAACGACUCUUCUGUGAGCGCUACUACUUUCAAGAAUAAUAAUAAUAACGGCAUGGGUGGCCGUGGAGGAAGUUGGGACUCUGGGUCCAGUCCUGCUCAGAGUAUGACUUGGGGGUCAGGGAACAGCGCUAGUCCAGCAGUGGCCCCGCGGCCCUGGGGUAGUGCUUCCUCCUCGUCCUCAUCCUCCUCCUCGUCUUCAAACACUGGCACUAAGGUCUCGAAUGGAGAGUGGAACUCAUUGCCCAGUAACAAUCAGCAUUCCAGUGACUGUGCAAAUGGGAGCAGGAAGGGAACAAAUGGCUGGAAGUCCUUGGAGGAUGAUGCUCUCGGAUUAGGGAGUGCUGGUCAGUCAUCCCAAGGCAGCACAUGGAACAAAUCUACAGGUAGCGAAGGAAGUGGGGAAAGCUCUGCAGGUCGUAGUGAGCGAGAUGUGCAACGCAAUGGCAACCGCAGAAGGGGCAACCAGCAAACUGUAGUACAGGCAGCUCUCUCGAGGACAGAUAUGGACCCAAGGGUGCUGUCCAACACAGGGUGGGGCCAGACACCUGUCCGCCAGAACAUUGCCUGGGACCUCUCCAACUCAAAGACGGCCGGCAAUGGGUUGCAGGGCUGCGGUACUGCUCCUGCCCAACAGUCAAACUCAGGUGGGUGGGGGGAUGGACCCAACAGCAAAAGUGGUGACUCUACCAUGUCUAAUUGGGGCGAGCAGAAGCAGACCUCUGGUUGGGGAGAAAACACAAAAACCCCAGGGGGUCAAAAUGGCUGGGAGGACUCCUCUGUUGGAUCUAGCAAGGGUAACUCUUGGGGAAAUGGCAAGGACGACAAAUCUUCCUCUUGGAAUGGUGGACAGAAGGCAAAGCAAGGAUGGGGUAGUUCUUCCGGUGAAGUCUGGGGUGGAGAAGGCUCAAGAGGGAACCACUGGGGCGAGCCCCAGAAGUCUGGGUCAGGAGGUUGGGACAGGGAUAGCGAUAGUGACCGCUCUGGCUCCGGCUGGAGUGAUGCAGGCCGUGGCAAAACCUGGGGAGGAAGUGGAGGAACUAAUACUCCCGAUCAAGGUGGGCCUACCACUGGAUGGGGAGAACCCGUGAAGGCAAACAAUCAGAGCCAAAGCUGGGGUGAGCCAAUCAAACCAAGUCACUCCAACCAAGCCUGGGGCGGUGAAGCUGCAAAACCCACCAACCCGUCCCAGGAUUGGGUCAAGCCCCAGGAUACCAGCAUGGGGACAUUCAGAGUAGGCAGCAGCUCUCAAACUGGAACCCAGAACAAGCCAUCCGGUUGGCUUGGUGGUCCCAUACCUGCUGCUCCAAAAGAGGAAGAAUCUACUGGUUGGGAAGAACCGUCCCCUGAGUCCGUCCGGCGCAGGAUGGAGAUCGACGAUGGAACUUCUGCGUGGGGAGACCCCAGCAAAUACAACUACAGCAAUGUCAACAUGUGGAACAAGAACAGCUCUUCAGAGCAGGAUGGAAUGCCUGGGUCUCAGCAGCAGCAACAGCCUCCUCCCCCACCUCCCCCAAGUUCCAUGGGCCAGAAGGAGAAGAUCUGCAGCUCAGGGUGGGGUGAACCAUAUGGUGGUCCACAAAAAAUGGAGUCCUCAACGUGGGGGGAGCCUCCGGGUCCACCUGUCACCGUGGACAAUGGCACUGCCGCCUGGGGAAAGCCCAUGGAGACAGGCUCCAGCUGGGAGGAUUCGAGCAGGGAGGGUGCCGGAGGCAGCAGCUGGGGGUCCACCGUGGGCCAGGCGACACAGCACAAACCCGGACCCAAACCUAUGCAAGACAGCUGGGGUGGAGAGGACAUGUCUAUUCAUGGAACAUCGAACUGGGGCGAGGAGGAGGAAGAGGUAGAGAUUGGCAUGUGGAACAAUAACACAUCACAGGAAAUGAACCAAACCGGAAACUGGUCAUACAUGAAAAAGAUGCCUCCCAAGAUAAAUAAAGGACCCAGCAAGCCGGAUGAUCCGUGGAUGAACCAGUUUGUGAAGCAGUUUAACAAUAUGAAUUUUCCAAGGGACUCUGAAGAAUCCAUGAAGAGCAAUAAGAUGGACAUGCCUAGAGGAGGGAUGAUGACAGAUAAGCGUAUGGAUGUCGACAAACAUGUCCUAAAUGUGGGAGAUUACGGAAAGAGCUCCGCUUCACGCCAUCAGAUCCAUAAAGAGUCACCCAUGGACCGCAGUCCCUACAUGGAAAAGCUUGCAUUGCCCGUUUCUGCCUACGAUAGCCCAGUAACUGAGGAAACCCAAAACUCACAUAGCAGCAUGAGCUUUACACCUUCAAAACCUACCCAACCUAACCAGAGCCCUGGGUCCAACCACACUGCUGUUAGGCAGAAUGUGAACAUGUAUGGUAGUGGUAACACAGCAGCACAGGUCCGGAACCCCCAGCAGCCUCCAGCACAACCUCUAAACUCUGCUCAGCCCAAUCUCCGUAACCAAGUGCCUCCUCCACUGCUCCCCUCUCAGGUCCCACCAUCCAUGUUGAAGUACCCCUCUAGUAACGGUGGUUUGAACCCCCUGUUUGGACCCCAACAGGUAGCCAUGCUCAAUCAGUUGUCACAGCUCAACCAGCUGUCCCAAUUAUCCCAGAUUAAUCAGCUCCAGCGUCUCCUCAUCCAGCAGAAAGCUCAGAAUCAGAGAGCAAUGUCUGGAAAUGGACGUCAGGUUCAGGAGCAGCAGUCUCGUGGCCUGGGCCCCUCCCCAAUGAUACAGCCCCCUCGCCAUUUGGACCCCUCCCUACUGAAACAGCAGACGUCCCCCCAGCCACCCACCCUGCACCAGCCUGGACUUAAGUCAUACAUGGACAACUUCAUGCACCCCAGCAGCUCUGACCUGCAGAAAGAACAAAACACCCUCAACUCCUUCACCAACUUCCCUUUAGGCUUGAACUCAAACUUGAAUGUAAACAACCUUGAUAUUGGUAGUGUUGGAUUUAAGGAGCCGCAGUCUCGUCUGAAGAAGUGGACUGCUAUGGACAUUUCCGUUAACUCGCCACUUGAUCAAACCCCCAGCAAACCUGGUGCUAUGUCCUCUGCUCUGAGGCUUGAAGAUUCCCCCUUUGGUCCAUAUGACUUUAUGAAUGCCAGCAGCUCCCCCAUCACUGCUCCUGGAUCGGUGGGGGACGGCUGGCCCAACCGUGCCAAAUCACCUCAUGGAUCCACCAAUGUAAACUGGCCACCAGAGUUCCGUCCUGGUGAGCCCUGGCCAGGCUAUCCAAACAUCGACCCUGAAACGGACCCAUUUGUCACUCCUGGCAGUGUGAUUAAUAAUCUCUCCAUCAAUACAGUCCGGGAUGUUGAUCACCUCAGGGACAGGAACAAUGGGCCAUCCUCAUCACUUAACACCACGCUGCCUUCAAAUAGUGCCUGGACAUCCAUUCGUGCCUCCAACCACAGUAGUUCCCUCAGCAGUACAGCACAAAGCACUUCAGCCAGAAACAGUGACUCCAAAUGGUCCCCUGGUUCCGUUACCAACACCUCCUUGGCUCAUGAGCUGUGGAAGGUUCCCCUCCCAUCAAAAGGCAUGUCCGCUCCGUCCCGUCCCCCUCCUGGCCUGACGGGGCAAAAACAGCCCUCCUCCUGGGACAGCGGCCCUCUAAGAAUGGCUGGCUGGGGCAACUCUGAAUCCAGAUACACCCCAGGCUCCAGCUGGGGUGACAGCAGCUCAGGAAGAACCAAUUGGCUUGUUCUCAAAAAUCUCACACCUCAGAUCGAUGGCUCUACCCUGCGCACUUUGUGCAUGCAGCACGGUCCACUGAUAACAUUCCACCUAAACCUGCCCCAUGGAAACGCCGUGGUCUGCUACAGCUCCAAGGAGGAGGCAGCCAAGGCCCAGAAGUCACUGCACAUGUGUGUUUUAGGGAACACUACUAUACUUGCUGAUUUCGCUAGUGAAGAGGAAAUUAACCGUUUCUUUGCACAAGGUCAGUCCAUGACCGCCUCGCCGAGCUGGCAGACACUGGCCUCUUCUCAGAACCGCAUCGGAUCCAUGGAGGGUUCGCACGCCUUCCCCAACCGCACUGAUCCAAGCCACUGGAAUGGGGGGGACCUGCACGGCUCCUCACUCUGGGGGGGUCCCAACUACUCUAGCAGCCUGUGGGGCAGCUCCGGCAGCGGUGGCGAGGGGGGGCGCAUCAGCCCAAGUCCAAUCAGCUCCUUCCUCCCGGUGGAUCACCUCACAGGCAGCGGUGGGGACCCCAUGUAGUUGAUGUUCUCUCACCUUUGGACUCAUAACUAAUUGUUAAAAAAAAAAGUAAGAAAAAAAAUAGAGAUAAACCUGUGACCUCAGCGUGGAUAGUUAAUCAUAAUCAUAUGACUAUAUAUUAUAUAUGAAAAUUUAAUGGCACUAGUUGGACUUUUCACUAACAAGAAAAGAAAAGGCGGGGUCACCCUGUGGAAAUAAGUUACUUUUUUUCUGCACAUAUGUCCACUUUGUUUUAGCCCAAAACAUAUCAGUUUGAAUACUUGAAUCAUGCAGGCCAAUACUAUAAUGUGAAAGGAUGUAUUUACACUUCCAGGUAGUGCUCUUCAUACAAGAGAGAGAUCUCUUCAGCUCAUUUUCUUUAUUCAUUGUGUUGGUUUGAAUUCCAUUUUUUUUUUUUCUUUUUUUUUGCGUUUGUUUGCUGACAAUGUUGGAGUAUGAGCUUUUUUAACUUUGCACUGAAUGUGGUUUUUCUCAGUAUAAUCUGCAAUAUCGAGGGAGCCGACAGUUCCAGUGUAGAUGUUUACUCAAGGACGUUCUUAAAACAAAACAAGAAAAAAGUAUAACACGUGUGCGCUCUACUAUGCCUUGAUGUACGCCUACCUUUUUGUGGUAUUGUGGAGUUUUCAGAUCAAGAAAUAUUAGAUGCUGACUUAGGAUUAUUAUAUGAUGCUGAUGAUUACAGAAAUAAGUAUUGCACCAAUUUUAUGUUUUAAAACUAAAGAAUUUAGCGUUCUGCAGUCUAAAAAAUGAAAACUGCAGCCACAGCUGUGACUUGCAAACCCAACCUGCAAAACCAGGGGGAACAGCACUUUCAGAUAGGCUUUCGAUUACUUUUGUUUUUUGUUUGUUUGUUUUGUUUGUUUGUUUUUGUGUGGAAGGGUGGGACUCUGCCCUCUUGUUUACAGACUUUUUGAGGGGGAAAGGGUGGUCAUUCUUCCUUCAUUUUAAAUGAAAAACAUGGAAAAAACAAAACAAGAAAAACAAGAAAAAAAUAUUUAAAAACCCCAAAAAUCAAAAAAAAGAAAAAUAAUAAAAAAAAGAAAAAAAAUUAAAAACCCUUUUGAGGAUGAAGACGAAGCGGUCUAUCUCUGGGAAUACUGAUCAGUGUUUGGCCAUGUCAUUGGUUAUUUUGUCUAUUCCUCGUCUGCUAAAAGAAAUAACCAGCAUGGUUCUCAGGAAUAUAGCCAGUUUCCCCCCAUAGGAAAAACUCCUUAUUGUAGGAAAAAUCCAACUUUUAGCACUGAAACUACUUAUAGUAAGUUUUUCUCUGCCAAAUAACUGCUUUAAGCUGGAGACGUUCUACACACUGCUUUCAAUGCUGUCGUUUAUUAUUUCGUAUUACUGAGUGAAUUUGGUUUGCUGAAUCACUAUAUUAUUAUUAUUAUUAUUAUUAUUAUUAUUAUUAUUAUUAUUGCAACUAUAAUACUUAUAAUCAUUAUUUUAUUAUUGUCCUUUUUCUAUAUUUCCAUUGAGUGGCAGUGUUUUUAUUUUUGUUUUGUUUUUUGUUUGUUUUUUUGUUUUGUUUUGUUUUUCCCCACCGGUCAUCGUUAAACUGUGUUUAAAGAAGAAAAAGCAGAAAUCUGAAACUAUGCAUACUGUAGCCCAUCAGCCGGCUCACAGAAACGCUCUUUUCUUCAUCCUCCUUCUCCUCAAUGUUUUACUUGUGUCCUGAACUCCGCAUAUCUCUUUACAUUGCCAGAGAUGGUGUUAAAAGAAUGAGAGCGUUUGUUUUAACCUUCCGAAAAGUCGUCCACAUUUCAUCCAUUGCCUUGAUUCUGGAGAAAUCAAUAAUCGUGUCCGAAGAUGCAACGAGUCAAGUGGCUUUUAACUGUUUACAAAUAGAAUAUGAUUGUAACAUGUACAGUUUGGUUUUGUGUUUGUUCUGAAGUUCAUUACAAGAAAUCUGUUUGGCUGCUUAUUAUUAUUAUUAUUAUUAUUAUUAUUAUUAUUAUUAUUAUUAUUAUUAUUACUUUCCCCUGUUGUAUUUUUCUCCCCUCCUGUCCUCACGUUUGUGGCGGGCUACCGCCAUGGGAGGAGCUGAAUGUAAAUCUGUCGCUGGUGGCCGUUCUGAAACGUGCCGAUGAGGCGAGAGUGUGAGAGAGAGGGUGGCGAGUGAUGUCAGCAUUAGGUUUAGCCAGUGGACCUUGAUGUAGGUGAUGUAAGCUGUUUCCUGUGGUGGGGGUGGGGGGGUGGGUGGUAUCGAGUAUUAGCCUCAGCCGUGUGGUUUGUGUGCCAGUAUUGAACCAUUUUCGAGUCUCUGCUUUUACCAAAAAACUGAAUCCUUCGAUCAGAACUCUGUGCAGAGUUCCACUCGUCUGAUAUUACAGUGGAACAUUCAGAGAACCUAAAAAUGAAAGCCUUGGAUUUGCACUUGGUGUACAUUUAACUGAUCUGAGCGUGUGUGUGCGUGUUGGGCUGUGUGUAGCUGAGGAAUUUAAUAAUUUUUGUUUGUAAUUUUCUUAUCUUGUGUGUUGGCUUGGCGUGCAUGGCCCACUCCAUCCUCGUCUUUAUUAAGCUUAACUGCAGGAACCCAUUACACCUGACUAGAGUGCUGUGAUUAAUAUUAUUAUAUUAUUAUGAUGAUGAUUAUUAUUACUGUUAUUAUUAUUUUUCCUCUACUCUUCUGCAGGAGUUUGUUCUCCUCUGAUGUGGCUGACUCCGAAUUCCUAGUGUGAGCAGACGUGUGUGUGUCUGUGCGUGCGUGUGUGUGCGUGCGUGAGUGUGUGUGUGAGAGAGAGAGAGAGAUGCUGAUUAUUCUGCGCUUUAACCAGUCUUUAUUAUGGCAAGCUUCUUUCCCUGUUGAGCAGUUUUUGCAGAAAAAACUGGGAAAAGCAGCUGCAAGUAAUUUUUGCUUUUAUUAUAAUUGAUUUUUUUUUUUUAAGCUUUUAUUUAGUUUUUUUUUUACUCCUCUUAAACGUGUUUUACGUCUCAAAGUGUCUUUAACUCAUCGUCAUGCCAAAUUGGAAAGGGGCGAGCUUCGGAAAGGGAUGUUUUGUAAAAAGCUGGACAAUGUUGUUGCUUAUUGUCACAAGUAAUUUUUUAAUUGAGUAAAGUUCACAAGCAAUGUACAAUCCCCAUUUUUAUGACCAGGUAAAAGUGGAGGGACAAGAACACCAUAACGCACCUGGCCUGACAUUCUAAUGUGUGUUUCUGUUUUGUAUUUUCUGCAAGAAAGAUGUUUUUUUAUGAUUUAUCUUUUGUCUUUAAAUGGUUCCUACUGUUGAACAGCAAGCUAAAGGCAAAUUGACUGUGAGUAGCACUGUUGCGUCGUCUUGUAGAAAAACCCCAGUUAAAUAAAUCUUAACAUAAAAAGCUUUAGAAAAACCAGCACAAAAAGACAGCCGGUUCUAUGCAGUCGAAGGAUGAGGCUUCCAUGUCUGUGUUUGCAUAAUAAAAGUCCCUGGCACGCUACGAAGGUGUCGGGGUUUUAAAAGAAAAAGAAAACGAAUACAUUUUCAGAUUCCUGAAACACGUGCCAUGACUGAAACUGAUUUUUCUUUUCUUCCUCUUCUCCAAAAAGUGGGCCAGUUGUAGCAGACAAAGCGUUUAUACUGAUUUUUACUCUACACUCCUCACAGACAAGCAAACGAACGAGCUGUGAAGCAAUACGUUCUCAAUAACAUCAGUGUGUUGUGUUGUGUUAUUGUCCAAGCUUUUCUGCUCCUAUAUCCGCAAAUAUGCGCACACACACCUACAUGCUUCAGUAGACUGUUUAUCAACAACAAUGAUUGACCAGAAAGUAAUUAAUCAAGAGCAACCUAAUACGAGUAAGAAGGUCUUUCGGGUUGUGGUUGUGUGGGUUUUUUUUGUUUUUUGUUUUCAGCGUCUUCCUGGGGUCAUCUUAGAGUCGUACCUUUUUGGAGAACUGCACUUUUUGAAGGACAAUCCUUAUUUGUAAUGGUAACAAUAAUUGACAUUUAGUCGAUGAAUAAUAACAAGGUAGAUUACUCAUGUGUAGUGAUGAAUGUUUCCUCUAAUGCCGUUUUAUUUUUCUCUCUUAUGCUUGGUUUUUCGAUUCUAGUGCCCUUAAGUGCGAUGAUGAUGGCGAUGAUAUGAAAUAAGAAGUAGAGUAGUGGUUUUAGGUCUUCUGUUGGCUGUACUAGUAGACUGAUAACUGUUUGUAAAAGUUCUGAUCUUAAUAUCGGAAUACAAAGCUGUAUAACUUGGGUACAACCCACAAUAAAAGUCUAACAGUG